Leptosia nina is the source of this 513-nucleotide messenger RNA. The record is from the annotation of a GenBank genome assembly. Lineage: Eukaryota; Metazoa; Arthropoda; Insecta; Lepidoptera; Pieridae.
AUGAGAACAAAAAAUACAAUGGCUAAAAAGCCACAACAAAUAUUGUUUUCAAAAAACACCUACAGUCCCCGGGUGAAAGUAGAGAAUUGGGAUUUCGAGAGUCAUGCAGAAAAGAAAGAUAACUAUGUGUAUCGCGACAGUUUAAGCAAUCACGUUAGUACAUACACUCGUUGGGGAAAUCAAGACCAGGGUGUCGGGAAAACGGAAACUCGAAGUAUGCAAGAACAAGUUUUUAUGAAGACAAAUCCUAUAUAUGCUUUUAAGCCCUUGGUUAAUUUUACUUCUUAUCCUUGCACUGAUACCCCAGGUCGAAACAAAUUGAUGAAGAAAGCGAAUUUAGCAGAAUUACCUAAAGACUUUGGUGUCGCGGAUUUUGUUAGCACACAACAAAAUGAUUACCGAAGCCCUUAUCCAGGAGUGACGAAGCCGUUAACAAUGGCGUCUCCUACGUGGCUCCUCAAUCGCGUUAUACGAUCGGAUUUAACACAUAACCACGGAACCAGAGAAAAUUAA